AUCGAUAUGUCUGCGACCGGAGGUCUCGCUAAGUUAUUAACGAUAGUCGGUGUGAGUCGGUAGUGCGUUAGUGUAUGAAAUGUAUACGUAUGUGUGUAAUACGUGUUCCCGCAACCAUGAUUUGGAGGUUAAGUUGGUGUCUGAUUGUGAAUAUAUCAAGUGGCCUUCUUAGUUUUUGAUUCGGUGACUUUAAUUCUUUUAAGAAUUGGAAAUCCAUAGGGCAGCGUAAGAAAUUCUAUUAGGAAUUUUAAUUUAUUUAGAACGACCAAAGGAUGGCGCUUGGCUAUCUUGCUGCAGACUUACAAUUACUAGAAGAACGUGUCCAACGCUUGGAACGAAGGGCACAACGACAACUAUUACGAACAACGGAAAAUCCGUUCGAUUUGACGAACAACGAAUUUUAAGAGCUGUACCGCUUAACACCAGAUUAAAUUUUUUAUUUAAUGGAUGCGUUAGAACCUCGACUUCAGCGAACAAGGAUUACCGGGUUAUCUGCAGAAAAGCAAAUAUUGUCAGCAGUACGAUUUUAUGCAACUGGUUGUUUCCAACGUCCUGUGGGUGAGCAGUGGGGCAUUUCUAUGAGUCAAACAUCGAUCAGCAGAUGUAUCCACAAAGUGACAGAUGCAAUCAACGAUUUGAUUUUUAGACAGUGGGUACAAUUUCCUAUAACUCUAGCAAGCAGGCAAUUAGCAAGAAUACAAUUUCAAAAUGCACGUCAGCCAUUUGAAGGGGCUAUCGGAGCGAUUGACUGUACUCACAUUGCAAUUCUUGCUCCGAAAGAGCAUGAAGAAGCCUACAUAAAUCAUCACGGAUAUCAUUCACUGAAUGUACAAAUGAUAUGUGAUCUGAAUUUAAAAAUAUUAAAUGUGAAUGCAAGAUAUCCUGGAGCACGACACGAUGCAUACAUAUGGAGUGCUUCUGCUGCACGACGUGUUAUGGAACGCACGUAUAUUCGCGGUGAACGGCGAACAUAUCUCAUUGGUGAUUCAGGUUAUCCUUUGGAACCGUGGCUGUUAACUCCUUUGCCUCGAGAACCAGAAGGAACUCCACGUUUCAUGUAUAACGAAGCGUUGUGUAGCGCGAGAAAUUGUGUCGAACGGCUUUUUGGUGUACUGAAGUCUACCUGGAGAUGUCUUUCUCGACAUAGGGUUUUACAAUAUGAUCCUGGUUUCGCUGGAAAAAUUGUCAACGCUUGUGCAGUUCUCCAUAAUAUGCGGACUGCUCAUGGAAUAUUUCACGAUAUAGUCGACGAAUUUGAUCAUGAUGAUCAUAUAUAUGAAAAUUGUAAUGAUGGUGACAUUAAUCCAGAUAACGGUCGUGGACCUCUUGCUAUUGCACGACGCAUUCAAGACCGUUUAAUAGCAGAAAGAUUUGGCAGAUAAGAUUAUACAAAGUGUAAGUUUAAAAUUAAUCAGAAAAUGUAAAUAUUGGAUAAAACAAUUUAAUAAUAUUACUUAUUUCCUAAUAUAUAGAUAAUUUAAGAUAAACACACUU
Solenopsis invicta (red fire ant) is the source of this 1494-nucleotide messenger RNA. RefSeq names its product putative nuclease HARBI1. The record is from RefSeq and is a predicted model, not a curated record. The transcript has 5 exons. Lineage: Eukaryota; Metazoa; Arthropoda; Insecta; Hymenoptera; Formicidae. Bases 444 to 1382 code for a protein of 312 amino acids.